Messenger RNA from Tinamus guttatus (white-throated tinamou), 2244 nucleotides. Lineage: Eukaryota; Metazoa; Chordata; Aves; Tinamiformes; Tinamidae. The record is from RefSeq and is a predicted model, not a curated record.
AGUUCUUGCACAAGGAAUGCAAAAACGUCCUUUUCCAUUGCGAGAUUGGCACUAAGAGCGAUGAUCGCUCCGAAUAAUUUUAAUGGGCAUUUCGGUGAUCCAAGGAAGGCUGCACCACCAUCGUUAUUAUCACCACCACCCCUAGCAUUUCUCGCUGCCCAUACAUGUAAAAUAUCUGGCGAAAGGAAUGGGGAAACCAUAUGUUGAAGGAGCUGCAUCUCAUUAGUACAGUAUUAUUUCUCAUCUGAUUGGAGAAGAAUGGUGUCUUCAUUCGGAAACCUAUUUAGUAGGAUAGAUAAUGUAUCAGCUGUUUUGUAAACAUCGCCAAAUGAUGAAACCUUCCACGGCAGAGACUCUCCACAAAGGAAGGAUGUUGUGGAUAAUUCUUCUAAGCACAAUUGCUCUAGCAUGGACUACACCAAUUCCCUUGAUAGAGGACUCGGAGGAACUCGAUGAGCCCUGCUUUGAUCCAUGUUACUGUGAAGUGAAGGAGAGCCUUUUCCAUAUACAUUGCGACAACAAGGGAUUUAUAAAUAUUAGUCAGAUAACAGAGUCGUGGUCGAGACCUUUUAAACUUUACCUGCAGAGGAACUCCAUGAGGAAAUUGUACACCAACAGUUUUCUUCACUUGAACAACGCUGUGUCUAUUAACCUUGGGAACAACGCACUGCAGGACAUCCAGAGCGGGGCUUUUAAUGGGCUCCGAGCUCUGAAGCGGUUGUAUUUGCACGAAAACAAAUUGGACAUUUUCAGGAACGACACUUUCCUGGGUUUGGAAAGUCUGGAAUAUCUGCAGGCAGAUUACAAUGUCAUUAAACGGAUUGAAAGCGGGGCGUUUCGAAACCUCAGCAAGUUGAGGGUCCUUAUCCUGAAUGACAAUCUUAUCCCCAUGCUUCCCACCAACCUAUUUAAAUCUGUGUCCUUAACCCAUUUGGACUUGCGCGGGAACAGGUUAAAAGUCCUUCCCUACCGGGGGAUGUUGGACCAUAUUGGCCGGAGCCUCAUGGAGAUCCAACUGGAGGAGAAUCCUUGGAACUGCACCUGUGAGAUCGUGCAGCUGAAGAGCUGGCUGGAGCGCAUCCCCUACACGGCCCUGGUGGGGGACAUCACCUGCGAGACCCCCUUCCACUUCCACGGCAAGGACCUGCGGGAGAUCAAGAGGAGUAAGCUCUGCCCCAUGCUGUCCGACUCCGAGGUGGAAGCCAGCCUGGGGAUCCCGCAGCUGCCGUCCAGCAAGGAGAACGCGUGGCCCACCAAGCCGUCCUCCAUGCUGUCCUCCUUCCACUUCACCGCCUCCUCGGUUGAGUACAAAACCUCCAACAAGCAGCCCAAGCCCACCAAGCAGCCCAGGGCGCCCAGGCCUCCCCCUACGCCCCGCGGGCUCUACCCCGGGCCGAACCAACCGCCCAUCGCUGCCUACCAGACCAGGCCCCCCAUCCCCAUCAUCUGCCCCACCGGCUGCUCUUGCAGCUUGCACAUCAACGACCUGGGCCUCACGGUCAACUGCAAGGAGCGAGGGUUUCACAACAUCUCCGAGCUCCUGCCCAGGCCCCUCAACGCCAAGAAGUUGUACCUGAGCGGGAAUUUGAUACAGAAAAUCUACCGCUCCGAUUUCUGGAAUUUUUCCUCUUUGGAUCUCUUACACCUGGGGAACAACCGGAUCUCCUACGUGCAGGACGGGGCUUUUAUUAACCUGCCCAAUCUCAAGAGCCUCUACCUGAACGGCAACGACAUCGAGCGGCUCACGCCGGGCAUGUUCCGGGGCUUGCAGAGCUUGCAUUACCUGUACUUCGAGUACAACCUGAUCAGGGAAAUCCAGCCGGCGGCCUUCAGCCUCAUGCCCAACCUGAAGCUGCUCUUCCUCAACGACAACCUGCUGCGCACCUUGCCCACGGACGCCUUCGCCGGCACCUCUCUGGCGCGCCUCAACCUGCGCAACAACCACUUCUUGGCGCUGCCGGCAACCGGCGGGCGGGAGCGACUGCACUUCGUGGACUGCCUCUACGGCACGGUGCCCAAGCUGAAGGAACUGCACGUGCACCCGCCCGGCAUGCAAUACCCGGACCUGCAGCAGGACGCCAGGCUCAAGGAAACCCUCCUCUUCGCCGCCGCCGCCGCCGCGAAGGGCUUCCCCGAGCACCAAACCCCCACAAGCGAAUACCUCGAGUUAAGGGCCAAACUCCAAACCAAGCCGGAUUACCUCGAAGUCCUGGAGAAGACCACGUACCGGUUCUGACGCCGCCG